This is a messenger RNA of Micromonas commoda, 1407 nucleotides long. RefSeq lists its product with no specific name. Gene Ontology annotation, cellular component: chloroplast. Gene Ontology annotation, molecular function: GTP binding. NCBI's taxonomy places the organism in Eukaryota, Viridiplantae, Chlorophyta, Mamiellophyceae, Mamiellales, Mamiellaceae. The record is from RefSeq and is a predicted model, not a curated record. The transcript is spliced from 2 exons. The coding region runs from base 1 to 1407 and encodes 468 amino acids.
AUGAACACGCCCUUGCGAACGCCAAACGUGGGUAAGAGCGCUCUGUUCAAUAGGCUGACGGGGACCAAGCGGGCGAUCGUGUACGACCAGCCGGGCGUCACCCGCGACCGCAUGUACAUCAGGGCAUUUUGGGGCGACACCGAGUUCAUGAUGGUGGACACGGGCGGAUUGGAGUCGCUCCCGGGCUCGCCGGAGGACGCGCCCAGCGUGGACACCGUCGGUGGCUUUGAGAUCCUCCCCGGGAUGGUGGAGUCGCAGGCGGCGCUCGCGGUAAACGAGGCGGCGGCGCUCAUCAUGGUGUGCGACGGGCAGAAGGGGCUGACAAACGCAGAUGAGGAGAUCUACGGUUGGAUCCGCAAGUACCACUCCAAGAAGCCCCUGCUGCUCGCCGUGAACAAGUGCGAGAGCACCACGAAGGGUGAGGAGCAGGUGCUGGAUUUCUGGUCCCUCGGCGGCCCCACCCCGCUCGCGGUGUCCGCCAUCAGCGGCACGGGCACCGGCGAGCUCUUGGACGGCCUCGUCGCGGCGCUCCCGCCGCCCAGCCCGGAGGAUCUGGACCCAAGCUGGAAGGACGAGGAGGGGGACGGGCCCUUAAAGGUUGCCAUCAUCGGUAGGCCCAACGUGGGCAAGUCCUCGCUUCUGAACCAGCUCGCGGGCGACGCGAGGUCGAUCGUUAGCGACUACAGCGGCACCACGAGGGACACCAUCGACAGCGACGUGAUCGGCGCCGACGGCAAGAAGUACACGCUGAUCGACACCGCGGGUAUCAGGAGGAGGACGUCCGUGGCUGCCUCUAAGGACGCACCCGAGUCCCUCGCCGUGGGCAGGGCGCUCCAGGCGAUGCGCCGCGCGGACGUCGUGGUGCUCGUCAUCGACGCCGAGGAGGGGCCAAGCCAGCAGGACUUUGUCCUGUCAGAGAGGGCCGCCGUCCAGGAGGGUUGCGCGCUCGUUCUGUGCGUCAACAAGUGGGACAGGAUCGAUAAGGACACGUACUCCAUGAACGAGUACACCAAGACCCUCCGGUCCAAGCUCAGGGUCUUCGAGUGGGCCAGCGUCGUUUACACCAGCGCGCUGACGGGUCAGAGGGUUCAGAAGGUUUUGCAGGCGGCAGCCGAGGCUUCCGUGCACCACAGGAAGCGUCUCUCCACUGCCACCCUCAACUCUGUGAUCCAGGAGGCGACGCUCUGGAAGUCCCCGCCGAGCAAGGCUGGCCGCAAGGGUCGGGUCUACUACGUCACGCAGGCGUCCACCAGGCCGCCAACCUUCGUGUUCUUCGUUAACGAUCCAAAGCUCUUCCCGGACACGUACAAGAGGUACAUGGAACGGAGCCUCAGGGAUAACAUCGGGUUCCCGGGGUCGCCCAUCCGCAUCCUGUGGAGGGGUAAAGGCGCCAAGGGGAAGAAGUAA